Messenger RNA from Cajanus cajan (pigeon pea), 1196 nucleotides. The record is from RefSeq and is a predicted model, not a curated record. Lineage: Eukaryota; Viridiplantae; Streptophyta; Magnoliopsida; Fabales; Fabaceae.
CACUUGUAAACACAAAAUCACUUGCAAAAAUUCCAUAUCCCAUAAAACAAAGUUCUACCACUUGAGGUGUUUCUUCAUUUCCCAACCACCAAAAAUGGCUUCCAUGGCUUUCUCUACCUCCUUCUUCACACCCCUCCAUGAUUUCAGCCAAGCUAGAACAAACCCUAUUGCUCCACUCUCUUCCUCUUUCAUCAAAUCCUCCUUUGCUUCUUCCAAGUCAACUUUUUUUCAUCCUGCCCUUCCUCUACAACCCUCAUCCAAUUUUCCCAGGCUUUUUGUAAAGCCCAGGUCUUUCUCAGUUCUUGCAAGAGCUGCCACAGAAAAAACCAUUUAUGAUUUUACUGUCAAGGAUAUUGACAGGAAAGAUGUUGCUCUUAACAAAUUUAAGGGGAAGGUUCUAUUGGUUGUCAAUGUUGCUUCACGAUGUGGUUUGACAUCAUCCAAUUACUCAGAGCUGUCACGCUUGUAUGAAAAAUAUAAAAAUCAAGGUUUGGAGAUUCUAGCUUUCCCUUGCAAUCAAUUUGGCAUGCAGGAGCCUGGAUCAAAUCAAGAUAUUAAGCAGUUUGCUUGCACUCGAUAUAAAGCUGAAUUUCCAAUUUUUGAUAAGGUUGAUGUGAAUGGACCAUUUACAGCUCCGGUUUACCAGUUUCUGAAAUCAAGUGCUGGAGGCUUUCUGGGUGAUCUUAUUAAAUGGAAUUUUGAGAAAUUCUUGGUUGAUAAAAAUGGUAAAGUUGUUGAAAGAUACCCACCAACAACGUCUCCCUUUCAAAUUGAGCAGUUCUCGCUUACAUUCAUCGCAAGAAGGUUGUAGGUAUUGAACAAACAAGUUAAUUAUUUUCAGCAUACUCGAGUUAAAAUAUAUGCCCUACAUCGGAGAUACUUAAGGCAACAUUUUUCAACGGCUCAAUUAUAGAUAAAGUUACACUCUUCCGGUAAAUUGUAGCACAAGUAAAGCUUCUAAUUGUUGUUAGAACUGCAUCAAACGUUGAUGGGCUACAUCUAUUGAAGACGUUAGGGAGGGAUGUUAAGCCCAAGAAUUUUAGAAGGGAGACAUUUACCAAAUAAAGGAAACAUGUAUGAGAUUACCUUUAGUCUUAAAGCCCUCAAAAUUUAGAAUCAUAUACUACCUUUGUUCCUAUGUAUAAGAUUCAACUUAGAACAAUUAUUUGUUCCUUUAUAUAAGAUUCAAUUUAUAA